AGAAGCUUAACAGAACAAUGGGAGCCGGUGGCCAAAAAACUGCUGUCCUUGUCAGCAGUAAGUUCAAGGAAAUGGAAACCAACAGACGCCUGUAGCAGGUUCCACACACAAAACAUCCAUUCACUCUUGGCGAAAUCAAACAAGCCAUCCCAUCCCAUUGCUGUAAACGCUCCCUUCUCCGCUCUUUCUCCUACCUUGUUUAUGACCUCUCUUUAAGCUCUUUCUUCUACUCCAUUGCUGCUAGCUACUUCCAUCUUUUUCCUUCUCCGAUCUCCUACAUUGCUUGGCCCAUCUACUGGACUCUCCAGGGCUGCACUCUCACUGGUGUUUGGGUCAUUGCUCAUGAAUGCGGCCACCAUGCUUUUAGUGACUAUCAAUGGGUUGAUGACACUGUUGGCCUAAUUCUCCACUCUUCACUUCUUGUUCCUUAUUUUUCAUGGAAAAUUAGCCAUCGUCGCCAUCACUACAACACCGGUUCCAUUGAACGUGGUGAGGUGUUUGUCCCCAAAUUCAAGUCUAGAAUCCCUUGGUAUUCCCAGAACCUCAAUAACCCACUAGGUCGCUUAGCCCUCGCAGCCACACUCACGGUCGGCUGGCCGUUGUACUUAGCCUUCAGUGUGUCUGGACGACCUUAUGAUCGGUUUGCUUGUCAUUUUGAUCCUUAUGGACCAAUAUAUUUUGAUAGAGAAAGGCUUCAGAUUUACAUUUCUGACAUUGGGAUUUUCGCUGCCUAUGUGCUCUAUCAGAUUGCCAUGGCAAAAGGGUUAGCUUGGCUGGUAUCUAUUUAUGGGAUACCAUUGCUUAUUGUUAAUGCUUUUCUUGUGACAAUCACAUAUUUGCAGCACACUCACCCUGCAUUGCCACACUAUGACUCGUCCGAAUGGGAUUGGCUCCGGGGAGCUUUGUCGACAGUGGAUAGAGAUUAUGGGGUGUUGAAUAAGGUUUUCCAUAAUAUUACAGACACUCAUGUAACCCACCAUCUCUUCUCUACAAUGCCUCAUUAUCAUGCAAUGGAGGCCACUAAAGCAAUCAAGCCUAUAUUGGGCGAGUAUUAUCAGUUUGAUGGCACUCCGAUUCUUAUGGCGCUCUGGAGGGAGGCCAAAGAGUGCCUGUUUUUCGAGCCAGAAGAGGGAGGUCCCAACCGAGGCGUUCUCUGGUAUGGAAAUAAGUAUUGAGAGCUAUAAUAUAUGGUUUGGCCUUCAGAGAAGUUAAUUAGAAUAACUAUGCAGAGAGUGUGAAUGUAGUAUAGAUGUUAGUAAUGGAGAAGAAAAACUAGAUGCGUAGUAGCUUUCUUUACGGGAAAGUGGUGUUUGAGUUAUGUCUGUUUAUGGAACUCUACUACUUGAAUUAAGUCGUUUAGUUUUUUAAAUCAUAGUUUGAUCUUUUUUUUUU
Molecule: messenger RNA, 1392 nt
Organism: Jatropha curcas
Lineage: Eukaryota; Viridiplantae; Streptophyta; Magnoliopsida; Malpighiales; Euphorbiaceae
Product: bifunctional desaturase/conjugase FADX
Biological process (GO): lipid metabolic process
Molecular function (GO): oxidoreductase activity, acting on paired donors, with oxidation of a pair of donors resulting in the reduction of molecular oxygen to two molecules of water
Source: RefSeq, a predicted model, not a curated record